This is a messenger RNA of Monodelphis domestica (gray short-tailed opossum), 8013 nucleotides long. RefSeq names its product potassium two pore domain channel subfamily K member 10 (gene KCNK10). The record is from RefSeq and is a predicted model, not a curated record. Lineage: Eukaryota; Metazoa; Chordata; Mammalia; Didelphimorphia; Didelphidae. Gene Ontology annotation, cellular component: plasma membrane. Gene Ontology annotation, molecular function: outward rectifier potassium channel activity; potassium ion leak channel activity. Gene Ontology annotation, biological process: stabilization of membrane potential; potassium ion transmembrane transport.
GCCUUCCCUCUCAUAGCUAAAUGCACUGCUGCCACCGCCACUGCCACUACUACUAUUGCUGGUGUUGCUGCUGCUUGUGGUGGCUGUGGUGAUGCUGCUGCUACUGCAUUCAGCUGGGAUGGUCUCCUUUCUCCUCCCCUUCCCCUCUCCUCAACCCAGUGUUGCACCACCUCCUGCGACCUCCCCAAAGUGGGGGCUGGUGCAGCAAUUUGCGCUAAGGCAGUCUGCUGGCUGGUGCUGAGGAUGCUGGGCGGGUGUAGUUUAGUGUGCCGUGGGUGUAGUGCUGGAGAAGGAAGGGGCUGGUGAGCGCGGACUGCAUUUGUGCUAGUCAGUGUACCAGGCUGACGUGCGCAUGUAUGUGUGUGCUCACACGCCUUCGAUGUGUGUAGUAAUACUGCAGUGGGCUUCUCCCUCUCACUAGCCUCUCAGCACAUGGACUAGACCAUCUGGGCUGCUGAACCUCGCACCUGACUGGAUCACAUUUUGGAUCAGGCUGACUAAUCUUACUGGGGGCUUCCUCUCCAACAAUUCCGCUGCAGAUCUUACUUCUUAUUCCAAUUCAGGGUGCAGCUGCCUUCCACACAAAUACUACUAAAAAUAAUAAAUCCUUCUCUAGUCCCUUCUUAUACAUAUAUAUAUAUAUAUAUAUACAUAUAUAUAUAUAUAUUUCCCCCCCUUGGUGGGCUUUCCCUGAGGUUGCUGAGCCAAAUCAGUCCGGGCUCUCCCAUCAUUUGAAAUUAAUUCGUUGGACUGCAGCACUGAGGCAGAGAAGUUGGGGCCCCUAUUUUAUUUUCUCUCCCUUUCCGGGCAACGGAGCAAUGAAAUUUCCAAUCGAGACUCCAAGAAAACAGGUGAACUGGGAUCCUCAAGUGGCUGUUCCUGCGGCGGCACCGACUUGUCAGCCCAAGAGUGUCACUAACGGGCACUACCCAGCCCCACGCCUCUCGAUUUCCUCUCGAGCCACAGUGGUUGCCAGCAUGGAAAAUACCUCCCAGGGUUUACAGACCGUCAUGAAGUGGAAAACAGUUGUGGCAAUCUUUGUGGUUGUGGUGGUCUAUCUGGUCACAGGAGGUCUUGUCUUCCGAGCACUCGAACAACCCUUUGAGAGCAGCCAGAAGAAUACAAUCGCCUUGGAGAAGGCAGAGUUCCUUCAGGACCAUAAAUGUGUGGGCCCACAGGAAUUAGAUACACUGAUUCAGCAUGCGCUCGAUGCAGACAAUGCUGGCGUCAGUCCAAUAGGAAAUUCUUCCAAUAACAGUAGUCACUGGGACCUUGGAAGUGCCUUUUUCUUCGCUGGAACAGUAAUCACGACCAUAGGAUAUGGAAAUAUUGCCCCAAGCACUGAAGGAGGCAAAAUCUUUUGUAUUUUGUAUGCCAUCUUUGGAAUUCCACUCUUUGGUUUCUUAUUGGCUGGAAUUGGAGACCAGCUUGGAACUAUCUUUGGGAAAAGUAUUGCAAGAGUGGAGCAAGUCUUUCGGAAAAAGCAAGUGAGUCAGACCAAGAUCCGGGUGAUCUCAACCAUACUAUUCAUCUUGGCAGGCUGUAUUGUAUUUGUAACAAUUCCUGCGGUCAUUUUUAAGUACAUUGAGGGAUGGACAGCCUUGGAAUCCAUAUACUUUGUGGUUGUCACAUUGACCACUGUUGGCUUUGGUGAUUAUGUGGCAGGGGGGAAUGCUGGUAUCAAUUAUCGAGAGUGGUAUAAGCCCUUAGUGUGGUUUUGGAUUCUGGUGGGUCUCGCCUACUUUGCUGCUGUCCUCAGUAUGAUUGGAGACUGGCUUCGGGUUCUGUCCAAAAAGACAAAAGAAGAGGUUGGUGAAAUAAAAGCCCAUGCAGCUGAAUGGAAAGCCAAUGUGACAGCUGAGUUCAGGGAGACGCGGAGACGCCUGAGUGUGGAGAUCCACGACAAGCUGCAGCGGGCAGCCACCAUCAGGAGCAUGGAGCGCAGGCGCUUGGGCCUGGAUCAGAGGGCCCACUCCCUGGAUAUGCUCUCUCCUGAGAAGCGUUCAGUCUUCGCGGCCCUGGAGACCGGGCGCUUCAAGGCGUCAUCUCAGGAAAGCAUCAAUAACCGGCCUAACAACUUGCGCCUGAAGGGGACGGAGCAUCUGAACAAACACGGGCAGGGAGCCUCCGAGGACAACAUCAUCAACAAGUUCGGGUCCUCUUCCUCCAAGCUCACCAAGAGGAAAAACAAAGACCUGAAAAAGAGCGUCCCUGAGGAUGUUCAGAAAAUUUAUAAGACCUUCCGGAAUUAUUCCCUGGAUGAAGAGAAAAAAGAAGACGAUUCGGAAAAAAUGUGCAACUCGGACAACUCGAGCACAGCCAUUUUGACUAACUGCAUCCAACAGCACUCAGAAAUGGAGAAUGGCGUCAUACCUUCUGAGACCAAAGAAAGGGAACAUGAAAAUAAAUCAUUACUUGAAGACAGAAAUUAAAUGUAAAAGACAAUGGAUUUGGAUUAAGUGAUGUUAGUGUUUUUAUAUACAUAUUGAGACAUGUGCCUUAUAUGAACCUCUUUAAUUAGUCUGAAUUACAUAGCAUUGAAGAAUAUUUUCACUGUGCCAUAAAUGACUGAAAGCUGGCUCUGCCAAAACGAAUCAAAGUACAGCACUUCAAAUAGUGACAGUAGAACACACACCAGGAGUUUCAACAAGUAGGUUACCAUGGUGAAAUGUUAAGGGAGAGAGUUACCAUGGCAAUACAACUGGAAGGUUACCACCCUGGCAUAAUAUAGUUGGGGGAAAAAAAAAAGGGCAGCUAUUUUUUAGACCAGCCUUUUGAAAGAAAAAAAAAGUGAGAAUUAUAUAUCUUAUCAGUGGAGUCCUGUUUCCUGAACGUCUUGUAUGUUUCCUUGAAUAUACAUAGUAAUAUGUAUGCACAUAGGAAAAGGGGAAAUGAUUGGGGUGAAAUGGUAACUUAUUAGAAAUUCAUUUUAUAUUUUGGCAAGUGCUCUCAGAUUGAAUUUUUUGUAAUCAUCUAAUGCAUAGUCUUUCUAAACUCCAAAAGAAUGUCCAUGGAACCUGAGACCAGCUGGAUGUUGGAAACAGAUCAGAGCAGACAUAUUAAAAGGUGCAAUUACUUUUCUCAUUAAAAAAGAAAGAAAAGAACAACACAAAAGCAUCACACUGUGGAUAUCACCUUAACCAAUGACAAAAGAAAUACUGAAUUUCUUUUCUUUUCUCUAAGGGGUAGCCCAGAUGAACUGGAAAACAUAGUUUAAAAUGCAGCUUCAACUACUAUAUUGUUCGAUGAUAAACCUUUUGUUUUCCUUAAUAUGUCCAAUGUCAGGCAGACUGGUUUUUAAAUCUCCCUUUUCACGCUUUCUGCCAGAACUUUGCUUUUAAUGUGGGCAGACAAAGGGGUGGGGGUGGGGUGGGAAAGCUACCGCCUUGCAUGUUGUCAGCAUCCUGCUGUUGACUAUAGUUGAAUAUGACUUUUUACAAAAACUGAUAUCAUCCGUUUCUGAUACCUAGAGAUAGAUGAGGGCCAUGAAUCAUUAGCAUCUCAGGUCUCUCUGUCACUUUUGGGUGGAGUGAGAUGGAAAUGUGAGAUCCAACCCUGAUAUCUUCAAACAAGGGGAAAAACUGUCCAUCAACCAAAUCUAGUCAGUUAAGAGCAACAUGUUUUAAGUGCUUAGAGUUUAAGUGCCAUUAAUAGUAUUUGUUAUAUUUUGUCAUCCUUCAAAGAAGUAUUUUCUAUUUUCUUUUUAGCUUUUAAAUUUGGGUUUUCUUUCAUUAUUGAAGGACUCUGUUUUUUUUUUCCUCCCUUCUUCUCUUAUCUCACACUUUCUUCCCUAGAACCUGAACCUGGACUUGGUUGGUGAUGUCAAGCCAAAUGAUGAAUAAGUAACCAAAAUAUGAUGCUCUUGAAUGUUCCGCAAGGCCCUGGGGUAGGGGAGGGAAACAGUGGCCCACCCAGAGUGUUGAGACAACCACUUCAACUAAUUUUUGCUACAAGUAAGAAAAUGCUAGUGAGUUUGAGGUUCCAGCACUGUUUGCACUUCAGUCUUUACUAUUGUCUUUUUUCAACUUUGUAUGAUCCCAAUGAGGUAUAUUUGAUUGCAUGCUCACACUGACCCCCUGGUCUUUGAGAAAAGCAAACAAGGAGUCCUUGUUAAAAGUUUCCGUGAUUCAACUCAGUUCCUUUCAUUGCCUUGGGAUAGUGUAGUCAAUUAACAAAGCAGGACGAUUUCACAUAAAUUGAUGCUGAAAAAAGGGACCUUUAGGCAUGAUCUAGUCCAUCCUCUGGCUUCCAGGUCAGAGAUACACCCAUGAUAUCUCUAUCCAAUGCUUCUUUAUCUGGGAAGAUUUUCCAUGAUGGAAAUCUUCCUGACCACUUUCUACACGCAGAUGGUAUACGUACAAACUUGGUGUUUCCCUCCUCCAAACUUCCCUCCUCUGUUCUUUAGGCUCCAUUUCUUGGUUUCCCUUUGCUGUGAGGCUGAACUAUGGGAGAAGCUCCUGGGCCUUCUGAGAAUGGCCCGAACCAAGUGGCCCUCUCUAACCCAGACGGGAUUGUGGUCAGACUGAAUAAAGAUCUGAAUUGAGUGAAUGAGAGCUUUCGCUCACAAGACCCUCUAUCUAUACCAUAGCUUACAUUCAGUUAUGCAAGAGGUAAACAUAGUUUCUUACUAUGUGUGGCUACCCACCCUUUUAUGGUGGACUGGCAGAUCAAAUUCAUGAGUUCACAUUAAGCCCAGGGCAAGUUCCUGGAUAAAAGGCCUCUGAAUCAUUGUCACUGGGUUUCACACUUGCUUAGGUUCCCAAUCAGCCUAAAUUAUGGAUCCUUGCUAAUGGGCCUUUCUCCAUUGACUGAUCCCCCAAACUGCAGCAUCCUGGAGGUUUCUGCCUUUUUCUGAAGACAAGCCUUAGUCCUGCAGGGCUGCUUGGGACACAAUCAUCCCUCUGUGCCUCUAGCUACUGAGAUUGCUGGUACUGACAAGACAGAGUCUGGCCACGGGAAAGGCACGAGGGAGAAGUACAAAGAUAACAUUUGAGGCUAAUUAUGGAAUGUGUCAAAGCUAACCCUGUGGAGAUCCAGCCUAUCAUAUUUUCAUCCCAAACUCCAGAAUGUAUAUUUUAUCAUUUUGAAAUGCUAUAUAUAUUACCCACCUGUAUUGUUAUGCACUUUAUUGUUCACCUUGCAGGAACACAACACAUGGAAAGAACAAAACAGUACAAAACAUAAAAUUGCAUUUUGCACCAAAUGAAACAUGUACAUUUGCUGGAGUACUAAAUAUAAGCUUUCCUAACUGCAUCAGAUCCCAAAUAACUGAAGUAACCAAUAUAGUGAUAAGAAAAUAUAGGUAUCGACAUAUCUAUAUUUUCUUCCAUAUGUAAAAUAAUCCUCAGAUAUAAAUGAUGCUGGCAUCCUGGAAAAGAAAGAACCAAGAUAAGUCCUACAGGGCAGAUGGAUCCAAUAAGAACAUACAUAUCAAAAUGCUUUGUGAGACCCAAGGCCCUCUGCAAGUAGUGGAAGGUUUCCAGAGAGACUGAAAAUAAAAGAAGGGGCUUGAUCUCUUUCCUUUUCACACAAGACAACAUUUUAGCAAAAGUACAUGUAACAUUUUUUUUUUGUGGAGGGCAGGGUAAGGAGGCAUGGGAUGAAGGAUGCUUUCUUUGAAAAAUCAGGCUAAAUUAUGCACAACAACCAAAGCCACUAUGGUUGUGUCCAUUUACUAAUCAAGAAAAGAGAAGAACAUUUCUUUUAGUUGUAGACACUGACUAAACACAUGAUUAGACUUGCCAACUCCAAGUGAUUUUUGUUUCCCCUUUUAUUUCAAUACUAGACUUCAACAACAUUAGUCCUGCAAGGAGCCAGCAGAAGAUAAAACCAAUUUUGCAAAAUGUACAUUAUUAGCAUAUUUCUUAUUAGAUGAACUGAAUAUUCAUGGAUGUUUUUAAAAGAAAACAUAGUUUGGAAAGGAGCCAGAAGAUGCUAGGGAUGAUCUCACUAACUAAAUAAAUGAUAUUAGAGAAGUAAGUAGAAAGGUGCCUGAAUAUGGCAGUCAGGAGACUUGGACUCUAGUCCUGGCUCUGUUUCUAGUCAGCUUAUGUGGCCUGGGGCAAGUCACUUGCCUCUUGGCUUUGGUCUCUCACCUGUAAGAUAAGGAGGUUGGACUAGACAAUGGCUCUCUGAGGUCCCUUCAAGCUCUAAGAAUCUACAAAGAAAACUUCCAGGUUCUACAAUCAAUCAAUCAUUAAACAAUUAUUAAAUAUCUAAUGUGUUCUAGACCCUGUGCUAAAUGCUGGAGAUACAAAAAGAAGCAAAAGACAGUCCCUGCCCUCAAGGAGCUCAUGAUCUAAUGUACUAAUGCAUAAAACAUGCUGAGAAAGUUACUGCUCUGAUCUGGAAAUAUUUACUGAUUCUCAUCUGUUUUCUAUGAUCUUAAGAAUUAAAUUUCCUAAUUUUUGUAACUAAUAUGGUAUACAGAUGGAGAUCACCCCUAUAUACAGGAAGCCAGACUGGAAAUAAGGAUGAUAUCCUCCCUUGGGCUCACAGACUACCUUUUCCAAAGGAGACAGUAGCCAGAUGACUUCAAGCCAUGCUGACUUUUGUUUACUUGGCUUUAAACUAAUGAAGGCAUUUGACCUUGAGCUCAUUGGCAGCCCAAUGAAUGGAAAAUUUAGUUGAACACGGCAUUAAUUUUCAAACUAUAGACACACUCAGAUUAAAGCAUAGAAAUACACACAAGAGUGACUUACAGUGACUGCCAUAGAAUAUAAUGCCAUGGAGGAAGUAUUGGUAGAUAUAUCUUUAUAUGUGGUCCUCUUGAAUAUCCCUUCCUUUUUCUGAGAUGGCAUUAAUUCCUGUCUAAAUCAGUGCAACUCAUCUAUUGUCCAUGUUUGGUUUCUAGUAUCAAUAGUGCUGUGGAUGAAGGCUGGAUUGCUGUAGGUUCUCACUCAACACAUCAGACAAAAUUUUAAGUAUCCUAGACCUAUUAAUGUAACACAAGUUUCCUAAUUUACAAUAAGGCCAUCAACAAGAAUGAAAAAAAAGGCCCAUUUGAAAAAAAAACGAUUAAAAGGGUGAACUAUAUUUCUGAUGAUCUUUGCCCUUGGCCGUUGGCAUGUCAUCCUUUCUCAUGGCCAUGAUGCAACAAAUGGAAAAUUACAUGUGUUGGAGCAAUAUGAGUGAGGUUGCUCUUGGUGCAAUACUGGGCUCAUCAGCAACUGCCUUAAAUUGGAAAAAUGUUAAAUCUCUGGCCAAAAGAUCACUUUAAUCUGACUCCACAGAUAUUAACUCUUCUUGUGGGAACUAGGAAAUCGCAUGCACUUAACAUGAUUGUAAAUAAAGCUGUGCACACAUUUUAUUUCGUAUGGAAACAUGUACUCAAUCUUUGCACGGAAAACUAAUUGUGUUGGCAUUUGCCCAAAAGAUACAUUUCCCUUUAAAUUUUGGUCCUUCUGUGUCAGUAUGAAAGUCACAUAUCAGCGUUGUAGUCUUAGGAAAAAUAAUAGAUGCUUCUAAUUUGACUGAAAAUGAGUGUCCUUCCACAGGUGCCUAUGAGAUUUGGAAUUUACUUUCCAUACUGGGUUCCUAAAUCAGAAAUCUCAAACAGGUCUCCGUGCAUUUUUUUGGAGAGACAUCACACACCACCUCCAACAAUGGACCCACACCUCAGAGGGUGACUGUAAAACCUCUCCUUCAUUAAAAGCUGUGUGUCUAAAAGAGAGGCAGUGCACUGGUGCCUAAAAGUGAUAUGCAAACCAAACAUACCAGCCUUUAGUCCUUUACUCAGUGAGCUUAAGUCCCAGAGCCACAUGAAAGAUUAUCAAAUGAUGGUGAUGAUGAUCAAACCAUGCGCGGAAAUGUUUUACAUUGUUUUUCUUUUUUCUUCUCUCUGUAGGAUUUCAUGGUGCUUUAAAAAGGCAUUUUCAGAAAAGGGAGGAUUUCAUAAUGUUAUUAGGAAGAAUAUAAAGCAAAAUUGCUUGUAACAUUUCAAUAAGCUGUGCUGCUAUUGUCUUUAUCUGAUGAUGUAAUUUUUUUCAAUGACGGAAAAAAUAUUACAACAAA